Fusarium odoratissimum NRRL 54006 is the source of this 1056-nucleotide messenger RNA. RefSeq lists its product as uncharacterized. Gene Ontology annotation, molecular function: oxidoreductase activity. The coding region runs from base 1 to 1056 and encodes 351 amino acids. Lineage: Eukaryota; Fungi; Ascomycota; Sordariomycetes; Hypocreales; Nectriaceae. The record is from RefSeq and is a predicted model, not a curated record. The transcript is spliced from 5 exons.
AUGUCCCUUCCGCAGAAAUCGACACAGUGGGUGGUUAAGCGAUUCGAUGGCCCAUUGGGGCUUGAGAUGCAGGUGGCGCCUAUCCCUCAACUUGGGCCCAACGACGUCAUGAUAAAGGUCCACGCUAUUUCCUUGAACUAUCACGACGUUGGCACCACCAGGGGCCAUUUCGAACAUGCCUUGAAAGAUGUCGUUCCCGUCUCGGAUGGAUCUGGGGUUAUUAUAGCCAUCGGGUCUAAUAUCCAGAACUUUCAGGUCGGUGACAGAGUCACGACAAUCAUGAACGGAGCACAUCAAUCUGGUCCGAUGAAGCCGCACUACAUCAACGCGCUAUUGGGAAACGCUUAUCAUGGCGUCCUCCAAGAGUAUGUCGUCAUUCCAGCACAAUACGCGAUUGCUCUUCCACGCAACCUCAGCUUUAUUGAGGGUAGCACGUUGCCAGUGGCAGGGCUGACUGCCUGGAACGCUCUGUUUGGUGCCCAAGGUCGCCCUCUACUCCCGGGACAGUGGGUUCUCACACAGGGAACUGGCGGCGUAAGCACCUUUGCUAUCCUUUUCGCCAAGGCAGCUGGCGCCAAAGUCAUUGCGACCACGUCCUCAGCCGAAAAAGCCAAGAAGCUUCAAGAAAUGGGGGCUGACCAUGUCAUUAACUAUCGCGAAGUUGAGAACUGGGGUGCCCAAGCGCAGGCUCUUACGCCAGGAGAGGAGGGAGUUGACGUCGUGGUCGAAAUCGGAGGCGGUGCGACUCUAAAACAGUCCCUGGUUGCGGUGAAGAUGGACGGACUUAUCUCUGUCGUUGGAGUACGGGCUGGUGCUCACCCUGAAGAGCAGCCAGUUCUUAUGGACAUGUUUUUCAGGUUCUGCACUACACGUAUCUCAUACGUGGGCCCUCGCGUGCAAUUUGAGGAGAUGAAUCGUGCAAUUGAAGCCAACAAUAUUAAGCCAGUGAUUGAUGGGCGGGUUUUCAGCCUCGAAGAGGCCAGGGAUGCUUUCGAAUACUUGGAGAGCAUGAAGCAUUUCGGCAAGGUCUGCAUCGAGGUGGUCAAAAGUGUCUAA